Spinacia oleracea (spinach) is the source of this 2996-nucleotide messenger RNA. RefSeq names its product probable inactive leucine-rich repeat receptor-like protein kinase At3g03770. The transcript is spliced from 7 exons. The record is from RefSeq and is a predicted model, not a curated record. Lineage: Eukaryota; Viridiplantae; Streptophyta; Magnoliopsida; Caryophyllales; Amaranthaceae. Gene Ontology annotation, molecular function: ATP binding; protein binding; protein kinase activity. Gene Ontology annotation, biological process: protein phosphorylation. The coding region runs from base 442 to 2742 and encodes 766 amino acids.
CAUAUUGGGCUAUACUUGUAAUAUACUGUUCUGUCAUUCUCUGUCUCUCUCUAUAACUCUUGGCUCUAUCUAUGUCACUAUAUUGUGCUUCAACUUGUUCAUUCAGAGUGACAGAACCCCACUCAUUAAUUCAGCUAGACUUUUGCAGUCCUUUAAUCUGCUCAAGGAAACUUCCAUGCUCAAGCUUUACUAUCAUUUCCAUGGUUUGAGGUAACCCAAUAUCUGUUCCUUCUCAUUUGCUUUACUUUCCCCCUUGAUUUGCCAAUUUACUCUUCUCCCGUCGGCCGUUGGCCGUUAUUAAUAUUUUGGAAAUAAGUAAGCAUUUUCUUCUCAAAUUCUUAUUCUGGUUCUAUUUGUUUUUAUGGACAGGUGUUUGAUAAAUUGCUUGUUAACACAACAAGAAUUUGGUUAAUUUAGUGGUUUUUUUUUUUAAUUUAAGAAAUGGGUAUGAGUUAUUGGAGCUUGUAUUUGAUUUUCUCAAUCACAUGGAGUAUUUGCAUAGUGGGUACUUCUCAAUUGCAAUCCUCACAAAUUCAAGUGCUUCUUCAAUUAAGGAAGCAUUUGGAAUACCCAAAUGAAUUGGAAGUGUGGAAUAAUGAUGAACAAAACAUCUGCUCCAAUUCCAAAAUCAAUGUUACUUGUGAAGUUGAUGUUGUCACUGAGCUUAGGAUUAUGGGGGGCAAGCCUAAACCUUCCAAAGUUGGCAAAUUUGUUGGGUAUGCAAUUCCAAAUCUAACCUUAUCAGAUAAAUUUUCAAUGGAUUCAUUUGUUGCCACUUUGGCAAGGCUAACUAGUUUAAGAGCUCUUAGUUUGGUUUCUUUGGGCAUUUGGGGCCCACUUCCUGAUAAAAUUAACAGGCUAUCUUCUUUGGAGUUUCUUGAUCUUAGUUCAAAUUUUUUGUAUGGUUCUGUUCCACCAAGGAUUGCUACAAUGGUGAAGCUUCAAACACUUAGACUUGAUGGUAACUUCUUCAACGAAAGCGUGCCGGAUUGGUUAGACUCAUUGUCUAACCUUUCAGUCCUGAGCUUGUCAGAUAAUCACUUGAAGGGUCCAUUUCCUGCUUCAAUUGGGAAAAUUAGGACUCUUAGUACUCUUGCAUUGUCAAAUAACAAGAUUUCUGGGGAAGUGCCUGAUUUAAGUAGUUUAAGGGGGUUGAGAAUGUUGGAUUUGAGUUGGAAUGAAUUGGACUCGAAACUACCCAAUUUCCCUGGAGCUUUAUUCAUGGCAUUGCUGAAUAAUAACUCCUUCAAUGGUGAGAUACCGCGUGGAUUCAAGAAACUGAACCACUUGCAGCAUCUUGAUUUGUCACUAAACCAUCUUCAAGGAAGAUUACCCACCAUUCUUUUUUCCCUACCCAAUAUUAGUUACCUGAAUUUAGCAGCAAAUGAGUUGAGUGGAUCACUCCCCCUUCAUUUGGUAUGUGGCAGGAAGCUUGAAUUUGCUGACUUAUCGAAUAACAGAUUAACUGGCAAGGUUCCCAGGUGCUUAACCAAAAUUACUUCCCAAUUUUAUGGGAAUUGUUUGAACUAUGGCGGAAUAAACCAGCAUCCUGAGUCAUACUGCGCCAAGAUACAGGAAAAUACCAGCAGUUCCUCGGCCAUAAGUACACUAACUUUAGUCUGUGUGAUUGGAGGAGUACUAGUAGUAAUGGGAAUUCUCGCAGUUGGAUUUCUGUUGAUUUAUAGAAGAUACUGUCCAAGCGGUUGUCAAGAGCAGAGUUUGUUGCAGAAGCAAGUUGUAGAAAACAGUGUGACUGGGGUCACUUCUGAGAUACUAGCAAAUGCAAGAUAUAUAUCUGAAGCUGCAAAAUCUGGCACACAAGGAAUCCCUGCGUGCCGGGCAUUUUCCAUGGAAGAGCUGAAAGAUGCUACCAAGAACUUCGAUACAUCUGCCCUGAUGGGGGAAGGUGCUAGGGGCAAGAUGUAUCAGGGAACAUUGCCGAAUAAAACCUUAGUAGCGAUAAGGUGCCUAUCUCUAUCGAAUAAAUUCACCACUCGUAAUCUGAAGCUUCGGCUGGACCUUUUAGCAAAGCUUCGCCACCCACAUUUGGUUUGCCUUAUGGGUCACUGCAUUGAAACCGGAGCAAAGGCUGAUUCUGAUGGUAACAAGGUCUACCUUGUUUAUGAAUAUGUGCCUAAUGGGAAUUUACGCUCCCAUCUAUCUGAUCUUGGUAGAGUAAGAGCUCUCAAAUGGCCAGAGAGAUUGGUGAUUCUGACUGAUAUUGCCAAGGCUGUGCAGUUCCUCCACACGGGAAUCAUUCCUGGUUUCUUCAACAACCGAUUGAGAACAAAUAAUAUCUUGAUUGAUGAGUACCGAAGAGCAAAGCUAAGUGAUUACGGACUGUCAAUCAUCUAUGAUGAUGAAGAAUUUGGGGGAAAAGGAGUUACUGCUAAGUCAUGGCAAAUGAAAAUUCUCGAAGAUGACAUUUACUGCUUCGGAUUCAUACUACUAGAAUCCCUCAUUGGUCCCUCCGUGGCCGCCAAGAAGAAGGCAGUUCUGCUGUCUGAAAUGGCAGCACUUAGCAGCGAGGAAGGGCAGAGAAGAGUCGUAGACCCCAUUGUAUUGUCAACUUCCACAAAAGAAUCAUUGGCAACGGUCAUCUCGAUAACCAACAAAUGUGUUUCAUCCGAAACAUCAACACGUCCUUCAUUCGAGGAUGUGCUUUGGAAUUUACAGUAUGCAGCUCAGGUUCAAGCAACAGCAGAUGGUGACCAAAGAUUUGCCUCCCCGACACACUCCUGAGUUUCUUCUAGUAUGGCUGCUGGAGAAAACUUGAAUGUUCAAUGUUUAGAACUAGAGCAGAAAAUAACACAUUAUUUAUAAUCUGUAAAUGUGUAUCGAAUGUAAACCUGCAAUAGUACUACAGACUCUUCCUUUACCACUUUACUAUUCACAUGUUAUAUGAUCAGGAGGAAGUAUGUAAUAUAGGAGAGCAAUUGGAACUGCUCAAAACAUGUAUAUUUAGCCAUUUAGGCACGUUCUUCUUUGUCCGGUUA